AUGGGGAAGGACCAGGAGCUGCUGGAAGCUGCUCGCACUGGAAAUGUGGCUCUGGUGGAGAAACUCCUGUCUGGCAGGAAAGGAGGGAUCCUGGGCGGUGGAUCCGGCCCCCUGCCCCUGUCUAAUCUGCUAAGUAUCUGGCGAGGUCCCAAUGUCAACUGCACAGAUAGUUCUGGUUACACUGCUUUACACCAUGCAGCCUUAAAUGGACAUAAGGACAUAGUUCUCAAACUACUUCAAUAUGAGGCAUCAACAAAUGUAGCAGAUAACAAAGGUUAUUUUCCUAUUCAUUUGGCUGCCUGGAAAGGAGAUGUGGAAAUUGUGAAAAUUCUUAUUCAUCAUGGACCAUCACAUUCCAGAGUCAAUGAACAGAACAAUGAAAAUGAAACAGCCCUACAUUGUGCUGCUCAAUAUGGACAUUCAGAAGUAGUUGCAGUUCUUCUAGAAGAACUCACUGACCCUACAAUUAGGAACAGCAAGCUGGAGACCCCAUUGGACCUGGCAGCACUCUAUGGACGGCUGAGAGUCGUCAAAAUGAUCAUCACUGCACAUCCGAACUUAAUGAGCUGCAAUACCCGAAAGCACACACCACUCCACCUUGCUGCCCGUAAUGGUCAUAAAGCAGUUGUACAGGUGCUAUUGGAAGCAGGAAUGGAUGUGAGCUGUCAAACAGAAAAGGGAAGUGCCCUUCAUGAAGCAGCUCUAUUUGGAAAGGUGGAUGUUGUACGAGUUCUGUUAGAAACAGGAAUUGAUGCCAACAUAAAGGACAGUUUAGGUAGAACUGUCUUAGACAUCCUGAAAGAACAUCCAUCUCAGAAAUCUCUCCAGAUUGCAACACUCUUACAAGAAUAUUUGGAAGGUGUCGGAAGAUCAGCAGUGCUUGGAGAACUUGUUCAGGAAGAUACAACACAAGGAAUACGUGAAACUGUGACAGGAGAACUAUCAAAACUACUUGAUGAAAUAAAACUCUGUCAAGAAAAGGAUUAUUCUUUUGAAGAUUUGUGCAACACAAUAUCAGACCACUACUUAGAUAAUUUGAGCAAGAUUUCAGAGGAAGAACUUGGGAAAAAUGGAAGCCAGAGUGUAAGAACUUCAUCUACAAUAAAUUUGUCACCAGGAGAAGUGGAAGAAGAUGAUGAUGAUGAAAAUACUUGUGGGCCCACAGGACUUUGGGAAGCAUUAACCCCUUGUAAUGGAUGUAGGAACCUUGGCUUUCCCAUGCUUGCACAGGAGUCCUAUCCAAAGAAGAGGAAUUACACUAUGGAAAUUGUACCAUCUGGUUCUCUGGACACAUUUCCUCCAGAAAAUGAGAACUUUCUAUGUGAUCUCAUGGACACAGCUGUUACAAAGAAACCUUGCUCCUUAGAAAUCGCAAGGGCACCUUCCCCAAGAACUGAUAAUUCCUCUGAGGUAGCAAUUAUUGCUCCAGGAACUAGUAACCAUAGAAACAGUUCAACAGGUCCAACACCUGACUGCUCACCUCCAUCCCCCGAUACUGCCCUCAAGAAUAUUGUAAAAGUCAUUAGACCACAGCCAAAACAGCGAACAUCCAUUGUGUCAUCUCUGGAUUUUCAUCGAAUGAAUCACAAUCAAGAGUACUUUGAAAUCAACACAGCUACAGGGUGUAUAAACUUUACUUCCAGCCCUCCUGUUAGUCCACCCACCUCUUCUGCUGAAACCACAGAAGGCAAUAAUGAAAGACCUGACCAAAGAGAGGACCCCUCUCAACAGGAAGCCAAUGAUCCCCCUAAAGAAUAUGAUCCUGGGCAAUUUGCAGGCCUUCUCCAUGGAUCCUCUCCAGCCUGUGAGUCCCCUGAAAAUCCAUUCCAUCUGUAUGGGAAAAGAGAGCAAUGUGAAGAAGGACAAGAUGAAAGCAGUUCGGCAAGCAGUCCUUUGCCUUUUAAGCAGACUGCAAUAGAAAAGAGCUCAGAACCUUUGGUAAAGAAAAUUAAACCCAAAGUGGUCAGUAGAACAAUUUUUCACAAAAGAAGCAAUCCACUAGAGAACCACACCAUCGUUGGUACAAGAACAACCAGGAGUGGAUCCCGGAGUGGGGACCAGUGGAUUGUGAACACAGGGGGAUUUGUGGAGAGAGCUUGCACUCUGGGGAGAAUAAGGUCAUUGCCCAAAGCCCUGAUCGACAUGCAUUUAUCCAAAAAUGUCUCUAAAUCCGAUUCUGAUCUCAUCGCCUACCCUUCAAAGGAGAAAGCAUCAAGAGUUAACUGGAGUGAAUCUUCAACUGCGGAACACAGUUCUAAAGAGACUUCAGAAAGAACACCAUCUUUCACAUCUGAGUGGGAAGAAAUUGACAAAAUAAUGAAUUCCAUAGAUGUUGGCAUCAAUACUGAACUUGAAGAAAUGAAUGGAGAGGCCACAAGACCUAGAUGCCCUGUGCAAUCAGUGGGACAAUGGUUGGAAAGCAUUGGGCUACCUCAGUACGAGAACCACCUGAUGGCUAAUGGAUUUGACAAUGUGCAGUUUAUGGGAAGCAAUGUUAUGGAAGAUCAGGAUUUGUUGGAAAUCGGCAUCCUUAAUUCUGGGCACAGACAGAGAAUUCUACAGGCAAUCCAGCUCCUUCCAAAGAUGAGACCAAUUGGCCAUGAUGGGUAUCAUCCCACCUCCGUAGCUGAGUGGCUGGAUUCCAUUGAGCUGGGUGAUUACACCAAAGCCUUUCUAAUUAAUGGCUACACGUCGAUGGACCUAUUGAAAAAAAUCUGGGAAGUGGAACUUAUUAAUGUUUUAAAAAUCAGUUUGAUUGGCCACAGGAAACGCAUUUUGGCUUCUCUCGGAGACAGGCUGCACGAAGAUCCUCCACAGAAGCCCCCUCGGUCCAUCACCCUCAGGGAACCCAGUGGUAAUCACACUCCUCCUCAGUUGUCUCCAUCACUUAGCCAAAGCACUUACACCACUGGUGGCUCCCUAGACGUUCCUCACAUUAUCAUGCAGGGCGAUGCAAGGAGGAGAAGAAAUGAAAACUACUUUGAUGAUAUUCCCCGAUCAAAACUGGAGAGGCAGAUGGCUCAGACAGGAGACUGGGGAGAACCUUCUAUCACCUUGCGGCCUCCAAAUGAAGCCACAGCCUCAACUCCAGUGCAGUACUGGCAGCAUCACCCAGAGAAGCUCAUCUUCCAGUCAUGUGACUACAAGGCUUUUUAUUUAGGUUCUAUGCUGAUAAAAGAGCUCAGGGGGACAGAAUCCACCCAAGAUGCUUGCGCAAAAAUGAGGGCUAACUGUCAGAAGUCUACAGAGCAAAUGAAGAAGGUCCCUACUAUUAUUCUUUCAGUCUCAUAUAAAGGAGUCAAGUUUAUUGAUGCAACAAAUAAGAACAUAAUUGCUGAGCAUGAAAUUCGUAAUAUUUCCUGUGCUGCCCAAGACCCCGAAGACCUCUCAACGUUUGCUUAUAUCACAAAAGAUUUGAAGUCCAAUCACCACUACUGUCACGUGUUUACUGCCUUCGAUGUGAAUCUAGCUUACGAAAUCAUCCUCACACUGGGCCAGGCAUUUGAGGUGGCUUACCAGCUGGCGCUGCAAGCAAGAAAAGGGGGACAUUCCUCCACACUCCCGGAAAGCUUUGAAAACAAGCCCUCCAAGCCCAUCCCCAAGCCCCGCGUCAGCAUUCGCAAGUCCGUGGCUCUGCAGACAUCCUGUCCCAACAGGCUGCAUGACUUCCAAAGCGGCCUCCUCUGCUAG
Dipodomys ordii (Ord's kangaroo rat) is the source of this 3690-nucleotide messenger RNA. RefSeq names its product ankyrin repeat and sterile alpha motif domain containing 1B (gene Anks1b). The coding region runs from base 1 to 3690 and encodes 1229 amino acids. The transcript has 26 exons. Gene Ontology annotation, cellular component: cytosol. NCBI's taxonomy places the organism in Eukaryota, Metazoa, Chordata, Mammalia, Rodentia, Heteromyidae. The record is from RefSeq and is a predicted model, not a curated record. Gene Ontology annotation, molecular function: protein binding.